AGCGCCUUACCUCACCGAGCGGGUAACGGCGCGUGGGGAUUUUUUUGGAGACUUUGAGUGGCGGGAUCGCGGCUGCUGCGACAGUGACCGACCUGGGCAACCGAGUCCGGCGCAGCGAUGCUGACCCCGGCGUUCGACCUCAGCCAGGACCCCGACUUCCUGACUAUCGCCAUCCGCGUGCCCUACGCCCGGGUCUCGGAGUUUGACGUCUACUUCGAGGGGCUCGACUUCAAGUUCUACGCGAAGCCGUACUUUCUCAGAUUAACCCUUCCUGGAAGAAUUGUAGAAAAUGGAAGUGAGCAGGGAUCCUAUGAUGCAGAUAAAGGAAUUUUUACCAUUCGAUUGCCUAAAGAAACUCCUGGCCAGCAUUUUGAAGGGCUGAAUAUGUUAACUGCUCUGCUGGCACCAAGAAAGUCGAGGACUGCAAAGCUACUUGUUGAAGAAAUAGGUGUUUCUGAGGUUUCUGAGGAAGGAGUAGAAGAUGACGAUGAAGAGUUUGAUUGGGAAAUUGAACAGUCCCCCUAUGAAGAGGUACCCGAAAGUGCUCUGAAUCCAGAGUGCCGCUAUGGAUUUGGAAACUUACGAUCAGGGGUGUUUCAGCGGUUACAGGAUGAAUUGAGUGAGGUUAUCGAUAUUAAGGAUCCAGAUUUCACUCCUGCAGCUGAACGAAGGCAGAAACGCCUUGCUGCUGAGCUGGCCAAGUUUGAUCCUGAUCAUUAUCUAGCUGACUUUUUUGAAGAUGAGGCAGUUAAACAGGUUUUGGAGUAUAUUCCUUGGUGGACUGAUUUAUAUUCAAAAAUUAUGGCCUCUUCAAAAAGGAAUCAGGAGCCAGAAGAUUUUACUGCAUUAGUGUCUUUUUCUGAAGAAGAGAAAUAUCAGCUGCGAAAUUUUGUCAAUAAAUCUUACCUGCUAGACAAGAGAGCCCAUCGUCAGGUCUACUACAGUUUGAUAGAUAUCCUUCUGGCAUAUUGCUAUGAAACACGUGUCACUGAAGGAGAGAAGAAUGUCGAAUCUGCAUGGAAUAUCAGAAAACUGAGUCCAACGCUGUGCUGGUUUGAGACUUGGUCUAAUGUUCAUGAUAUCCUGGUGUCUUUUGGAAGACGAGUUUUGUGCUACCCACUUCACCGCCAUUUCAAGCUGGUGAUGGAAGCCUACAGAGACACUAUAAAGAUAUUGCAACUAGGUAAAAGUGCAGUUUUAAAGUGUCUACUGGACAUUCACAAAAUCUUUCAGGAAAACGAUCCAGCUUACAUUCUAAAUGAUCUCUACAUAUCAGACUACUGUGUGUGGAUUCAGAAAGCCAAGUCCAAAAAGCUGUCAGCUCUCUCAGACGCCUUAAGGGAAGCAUCCCUAACCAAGGCCCAGCUGGGAUUAGAACUGGAAGAACUGGAAGCAGCGGCACUUCUAGUCCAGGAGGAAGAAACUGCAUCAACGGCAGGAGCCCAGUCAGUUUCUGGGCAGCAGGAGGCUGCCUCCAGUUCUGACACAAGCGAUUCAGAGGAAUCAGACAGCACCUUCUCAUCUGAGACUGACGACUCAGACUCUGAAGAAGAGGAGCCCAGAGACAGUGAAUCUGGGGCAGUAAAUUCCUUGCUUGGUCCCUUUGUUGAGAACAGCCAUGCUGCCCUGCUCCUUGACAGUGGUUUGAUAUGCAGAGACAAGGCCCCUCCGAGGUCUGAUAUCUGUCAGGGACAGCUACCUGCCCCUUCCCGGGCUCCUGGAGCAUCUGGGCCCCUGAUCCAGGAGCUCAGAGAACAGCUGGAGACUACAGUUUACAUUUCCGAGCCUGAGGGCUCCACUGCUGGUAAGCAGGGCAGCAUUCAGGAGAGAGAUGGCCAGCAGACGUUAGAGGAUUGACUCUGCAUGGUUGCAUUAGGUCGUGUUGGUUUUUAUCAUUCAAUUAGAAUUCUUCACUUUCACUUUGUACUUCUUAAUAUCUAUAACAUUGUCAGUGACCUAAUGUUGAUGCCUGUUGUUUCAUGUUGCACUUUUAAAAAUAAAGUUCUAAAGUUUUUUUUGAACUAAAGUGCAAUUAGUAUUUGAAGAUGAAAAUAAUAGUUCUGUCAGAAUCUCUAGAAUGUAGAACCCAUUCAUAUUUUGAACUGCUUUCCCGAGAAACGCUGCACAUACCUAAAGUGGAUGGUGUGAGAAGUGCUGAAAAGGCAUGAAUGCCAAAUGAAACCAGUACAACCUCAAGAUGCUGUACUCACCCCCCAUCUUCAGGUGUCCUCCGGCCCCUUUGUUACCCCUCUUCCAUCCCCAACCCUGCAUGCCACCCACCCCUAUUCCCCAGGCAAGCGUGAUCUGCUCUGUCACUGUACAAAACUUUGCAUUUCCUAGAAUUUAAUAUAAAUUGAACUGUGUGACAUA
Molecule: messenger RNA, 2370 nt
Organism: Phacochoerus africanus (Common warthog)
Lineage: Eukaryota; Metazoa; Chordata; Mammalia; Artiodactyla; Suidae
Gene: SHQ1
Product: SHQ1, H/ACA ribonucleoprotein assembly factor
Exons: 11
Coding region: 118-1857 (579 amino acids)
Biological process (GO): box H/ACA snoRNP assembly
Cellular component (GO): cytoplasm; nucleoplasm
Source: RefSeq, a predicted model, not a curated record